This is a messenger RNA of Chrysochloris asiatica (Cape golden mole), 1662 nucleotides long. It is a transcript of the gene FMO4, whose product is annotated as flavin containing monooxygenase 4. Gene Ontology annotation, molecular function: NADP binding; N,N-dimethylaniline monooxygenase activity; flavin adenine dinucleotide binding. Bases 1 to 1662 code for a protein of 553 amino acids. The transcript has 8 exons. The record is from RefSeq and is a predicted model, not a curated record. Lineage: Eukaryota; Metazoa; Chordata; Mammalia; Afrosoricida; Chrysochloridae.
AUGGCCAAGAGAGUUGCAGUGAUUGGAGCUGGUGUGAGUGGCCUCUCCUCCAUCAAAUGUUGCUUGGAUGAAGACCUGGAGCCCACCUGCUUCGAGAGAAGUAAUGACAUCGGAGGACUGUGGAAGUUUACUGAAACAUCGGAAGAUGGUAUGACCAGGGUCUAUAGGUCCUUAGUGACAAAUGUCUGCAAGGAAAUGUCAUGUUACAGUGACUUCCCCUUCCCAGAAGAUUAUCCCAAUUUCAUGAAUCAAACAAAAUUUUGGGAUUAUCUCCAAGACUUUGCUGAGCACUUUGAUCUUUUGAAAUAUAUUCAGUUUAAGACAACUGUGAGCAGUGUAACAAAACAUCCAGACUUCUCUGUAAGUGGUCAAUGGGAUGUCGUCACAGAGAAAGAGGGCAAACAGAACCGAGCUGUCUUUGAUGCUGUCAUGGUUUGCACAGGACAUUUCCUGAAUCCCCAUUUACCUUUGGAGUCCUUUCCUGGAAUCGACAAGUUUAAAGGCCAGAUCCUACACAGUCAAGAAUACAAGAUCCCAGAAGGCUUUCAGGGCAAACGUAUCUUAGUGAUCGGUCUUGGAAACACUGGAGGGGACGUUGCAGUGGAGCUCAGUCGAACAGCAGCUCAGGUAUUUCUCAGCACUAGAACUGGUACCUGGGUUAUUGGCCGAUCUUCAAAUGGUGGCUAUCCAUAUAAUAUGAUGGUUACAAGAAGAUGCUAUAGUUUUACAGAACAAAUGCUACCUUCAUGUGUACGAAACUGGAUUCAAGAGAGGCAUAUGAAUAAAAUAUUUAACCAUGAGAAUUAUGGAUUAAGUAUUAAAAAGGGGUAUUUAAGGAAAAAAUCAAAAUUAAUUGUGAAUGAUGAACUACCAACUUGUAUCCUCUGUGGGAUGGUCACUAUGAAAACCAGCGUGAAGGAGUUUACGGAGACCUCAGCUCUCUUUGAAGACGGAACAAUAGAAAAAAACAUAGACGUUGUAAUCUUCACUACAGGAUACACAUUUUCUUUUCCCUUUCUUGAAGAACCUCUAAAAAGCCUUUGUUCAAAGAAGAUAUUCCUAUACAAGCAAGUCUUUCCUUCAAAUCUAGAAAAGGCAACAUUAGCUAUCAUUGGCCUCAUCAGCCUUAAAGGAUCCAUCUUAUCAGGCACAGAACUCCAAGCACGCUGGGCCACAAGAGUGUUCAAAGGACUUUGUAAGCUACCACCAUCCCAAAAAUUGAUGGCUGAUGCUAUUACAAAGGAGCAGCUCAUAAAAAGGGGUAGGAUUACAGAUACCAGUAAAGACAAACUCGACUACAUUCUCUACAUGGAUGACCUUGCUGCAUGCAUAGGCACAAAGCCCAAUGUCCCACUUCUGUUCCUCAAGGAUCCCAGACUAGCGUGGGCAGUUUUCUUUGGACCAUGCACUCCUUACCAGUACCGUCUAAUGGGUCCUGGAACAUGGGAUGGAGCCAGAAAUGCCAUUCUGACCCAGUGGGAUAGGACACUGAAGCCCUUAAAAACUCGAGUUGUUCUUGAUUCCUCCAAGCCUGCCUCCAUGUCACAUUAUGUAAAAACUUGGACAGCACCAGUCCUACUUGUCUCUCUUCUGCUUCUCUGGAAAUCUUCUUUUUGUUUUAAAUUGUUCUGGAAGAAAUUGCAAGAUAGAAUUUCCCCUUAA